AUGCGGCGGCCCGGCUUCCUCGCGAUGCACGGCGCGUAUAUUGUCGUCAUGGGCCUGCUGUCACUGCCGGUGCUGUACCCUCUCGGCAACCUGUCCGCCGUGGACGCCUACUUUAUGGGCUGCAGCGCGUCGACAGAGUCUGGCCUCAACACGUAG
Messenger RNA from Purpureocillium takamizusanense, 156 nucleotides. RefSeq lists its product as uncharacterized. The record is from RefSeq and is a predicted model, not a curated record. The transcript has 2 exons. NCBI's taxonomy places the organism in Eukaryota, Fungi, Ascomycota, Sordariomycetes, Hypocreales, Ophiocordycipitaceae. Bases 1 to 156 code for a protein of 51 amino acids.